AUGUUCAGCAAGCUGAAGAAGAUCAUCGGGGGUCCGACUGUGGGUCCCUCGAGGCCGGCCCCUGCACCGGCCCCUGCACCGGCUCCUGCUCCUGCUCCGGCCCCUGCAAAGGAAGAAAAACCUGCAGACAAGGAAAAUGAAGACAAGAAAGAUGAUAAAGGCCCCGCCCCAGCACCGGCUCCAGAACCAGCAGCACCAGCCUCGAAACCAGAACCGGCUCCCAAACCAGAGGAGAAACCUGCAGACCCGGCCAACGAUCAGCCACCUGCCGAAGGCGAGGAGGCCCCUCCCCUUGAGUCCAGGCCCGUUGUGAUAAGCAAGCAUUUUGAUGCUCAUCUCAUUGAGAUUGUUCAGAAUUACCGGCAACGAACAGAACAGUAUAAAGAAAAGGUCAUUGACCCCUAUGCAUCCUCUCCAGAGCGCAGCCCACCUGUCACACCUGUCCUGAGAAAGGACGACUACUUGAAGUUGGUGGAGGAGAGGAAACGAAAAGAAGAGGAGGACAAGAAAAGAAAAGAGGAGGAGGAGAAGAAAAAGAAAGAGGAGGCAGAGAGAAAAAAGAAAGAGGAGGAAGAAAAGAAGAAGAAAGAGGAGGAGGAGAAGAAAAAAACAGACAAGCCGGGGGAAAAGAAAGAGGAAAAAAAGGAGGAGAAGAAAGAUGACAAGGGAGAAACAGAGCGGAAGUCCAUCUUCUCAAAAGUGAAUUGCACCUGUGUAGAUUUCCUGCUGAAGCCCAUCGAAAACAGAAUGGACAAAAGACUGGGCACCUCCAUUGAUCCCUUCACAGACCGCAGGUAUAUUGCUUGGCUAAGCUUCGUGACCAUCGCCUUCAACUAUAACCUGUGGUUCAUACCGGUCCGUAUGGCUUUCCCGUAUCAUGACCCAGAGGCCGUUCCUUUGUGGUUUACAUUGGACAUCAUUGCUGACGUCAUCUAUAUCAUCGACAUGAUCGUUUUCCAGCCACGGCUUCAGUUCUGUAAAGGGGGAGACAUCAUUUAUGACAGAGUUGUGAUUAAAAAGAAAUAUCGAGAAUCGUCAAGGUUUCAGAACGAUAUCCUAUCCGUCCUGCCUUUGGACCUGUUAUAUUUCGUGUUUGGAUUCAAGUCUGUCUUCAGGCUCAAUCGUUUGAUGAAGUCCGAAGCAUUUUUUGAGUUCAGUGAUCGUCUUGAAGGUAUCAUGACCAAAGCGUACAUCUGGAGAGUCAUUCGCACCAUUGGAUACCUGUUGUUUAUUCUCCAUCUCAACGCAUGUCUUUACUACGUGGCAUCUGACUACCAAGGGAUCGGCUCAACCAAAUGGGUGUACAGCGGAGAAGGCAGCGCGUACUUACGCAGUUACUAUUUUGCCGUGCGGACUCUGAUCAACAUUGGUGGUCUGCCUGAGCCUCACACAGUCUUUGAAAUCACCUUUCAGUUAACAAACUUUUUUGUUGGUGUCUUUGUCUUCUCAAGUUUGAUCGGACAGAUGAGAGAUGUCAUUGGAGCAGCGACUGCCGGCCAGACGUACUUCCGUGCCUCUAUGGACGCUUGCGUGGCGUACAUGGUGACAAACCACAUCCCCAAGAUGGUUCAAACCAGAGUGCGCACCUGGUACAACUACACCUGGGACUCCCAGGGCAUGCUGGAUGAGUCUGAGCUUCUGGAACAGAUGCCUCUGGUGAUGAGAACAGCCAUCGCUGUGGACAUCAACCUUGCUACUUUCCAAAAGAUCGACCUCUUCAAGGGUUGUGACAACCAGAUGCUCGUGGACAUGUUAUUGAGGCUGAAGUCCAUCGUGUACUUGCCUGGAGACUUUGUGUGCAAGAAGGGUGACAUUGGAAAGGAAAUGUACAUCAUUAAAGCCGGAGAGGUGCAGGUCAUCGGUGGGCCGGACAAUAAGAUCGUGUUUGUGACUCUAAAGGCCGGCUGUGUGUUCGGAGAGAUCAGUUUGCUACAGUCUUCAGCCAAUGGAGGAAACAGAAGAACCGCUAACGUAGCGGCACAUGGGUUCGCCAAUCUCUUCGUGCUGGAUAAGAAAGACCUCAAUGACAUCCUGAUUCACUACCCGGAGUCUCAGAAAGUGCUGGCCAGGAAGGGACGGAAACUGCUGAAAGCAAAGGGUCCGGCUCCUGCUGCUAAAGCUGACGAGGAAAAGAAGAAAGGACUGGCUAUGUUCGGACAAAAACCUCCCACUCCCAAACUUUUGCGUGCCUUUGCAGGGGGAGCUUUCAGCAAAAAAGGCUUCAUGGACAGACUUAAGACUGCUGCUACUUCAGAACGUCAAUAAUCACAUGAAAUACAUUAAAUAUCUCUCUAAAAAAAAGUCAUUCCUUUUCAUAUAACCUACGUAUUAAAUGUAUCCCUGCUAACUGCAGUACUUGCCAAUUAGUGAAUCAUAUUUAUAAUACACGCAUUAUGUGAUUGCAGUUUGUUUCAAUAUCGUUCAAAACAAUAUGUUUGUAGAUCUCUUUUGUA
Molecule: messenger RNA, 2453 nt
Organism: Puntigrus tetrazona (Sumatra barb)
Lineage: Eukaryota; Metazoa; Chordata; Actinopteri; Cypriniformes; Cyprinidae
Gene: cngb3.2
Product: cyclic nucleotide-gated cation channel beta-3
Exons: 18
Coding region: 1-2265 (754 amino acids)
Biological process (GO): monoatomic cation transmembrane transport
Cellular component (GO): photoreceptor outer segment; intracellular cyclic nucleotide activated cation channel complex; plasma membrane
Molecular function (GO): intracellularly cAMP-activated cation channel activity; cGMP binding; intracellularly cGMP-activated cation channel activity
Source: RefSeq, a predicted model, not a curated record